AUGGUAUCCAUAUUUCCAUGCUUUAAAAAAACACUCACCAGGACCGAUGUUGAGCGCAACUUGGAAAUUCCAAACAGGACACCGUUUUUGCCAGACGGAAAUGGGCUCAUGCUUGUGCGUGACCGAUUCGGAGUCACGUAUCAAUUCAUAGCAUCAGAAAGAAGAGGAGGGAGGCGUUCUCUUACUAACGACUGGCACGCUUUUGCAGUAUCAAAGAGUCUUCAAGUCGGCGAUCCUCUGAGGAUUUGUCGGUUGGAGAAUGGGAAUGAAUAUGUGGUGCAGGUGGGAAUCGAACUCUUUGGACCUCACUUAGUUUGGGAAACACUUCCUCUGCGCAUAGUGAAGAGUACAAGGUUUAAGAGAUUUCUUGACAGGUUUGAUCAACUUGGAGGUCUCUUCAAUGGAGAAUCAGGGUUUGGUUUUGUGAUGAAAACGACAUCGAUUCAGUUGGGUUUCUCGUCUUCUUCUUCGAGCUUCUAA
Ilex paraguariensis (yerba mate) is the source of this 480-nucleotide messenger RNA. NCBI's taxonomy places the organism in Eukaryota, Viridiplantae, Streptophyta, Magnoliopsida, Aquifoliales, Aquifoliaceae. The record is from the annotation of a GenBank genome assembly.